AUGGCGGACGCCGAGCCGAGCGCGUACGGCGCCGAGACGUUCGCCGAGGGGCACUGGUACCACGAACUCCUCGAGGAUGGGCUCGCGCUGAGCUAUCGGGUCGAGGAGGUGCUGUAUCAGGGGACGUCGAAGUUUCAAGAGGUCGAGGUCGUGCGGACGGUGCCGUUCGGGUCGCUUCUCAUCACGGAUGGGUUGAUGCAGUCGAGCGAGCACGACGAGUACGUGUAUCACGAGUCGCUGGCGCAUCCGGCGCUGGUGGCGCACGCGAACCCGAAGCGGGUGUUCAUCGGUGGCGGUGGCGAGGGAGCGACGCUGCGCGAGGUGUUGAGGCACGAGAGCGUGGAGGAGUGCGUGAUGGUGGACAUCGACGGCGACGUGGUGAACAUGUGCCGAGAGCACACGCCGUUUUACAGCGCGGGGGCGUACGGGGAUAAACGAACGCGUUUGAUCAUCGGCGACGCGAAGGAAGGAUUGGCGAACGAGCCCGAUGGGAGCUUUGACGUGAUCAUCAUGGAUUUGAGCGACCCGCUCGAUGGGGGGCCGUGCUAUCAACUGUACACGACGGAUUUCUAUCGAUUGCUGAGCAAGAAGCUCGCGCCGGGAGGAAUCUUCGUCACGCAGAGCGGAUGCGCGUCCGUGCGCGAUGCGCAUCACGUCUUCUCACCGAUUCAUCACACUCUGACGCAAGUGUUCCCGAAAGUUUACGGUUACACCAUGUGCGUGCCGUCGUUCACGUCAGAGUGGGGUUUCAAUCUCGCCGUAAACGACACGAGCAUCGACUUGAGCGGCGUCGACGCGGACGAGACUUUGAAAAAGCGUGGAUUAGAGAUGAAGUUUUACGACACCGUGUCGCACAGGCGCAUGUUUGCGCUGCCCAAGCCGCUGCGCACGCUCAUCGAUAACGAAAAGCGCGUGAUGACGGUGGAAAAUCCGCUCUUCAUGUGCUCGACGGAUACUCACGCUGGUAUUUUUGACCAAGAGAGCUAA
Molecule: messenger RNA, 987 nt
Organism: Ostreococcus lucimarinus CCE9901
Lineage: Eukaryota; Viridiplantae; Chlorophyta; Mamiellophyceae; Mamiellales; Bathycoccaceae
Gene: SPD2
Product: Spermidine synthase
Exons: 2
Coding region: 1-987 (328 amino acids)
Biological process (GO): polyamine biosynthetic process
Molecular function (GO): thermospermine synthase activity
Source: RefSeq, a predicted model, not a curated record